Molecule: messenger RNA, 567 nt
Organism: Paramuricea clavata
Lineage: Eukaryota; Metazoa; Cnidaria; Anthozoa; Malacalcyonacea; Plexauridae
Source: the annotation of a GenBank genome assembly
AUGGCAUUAUGGUUUGCCUCAUCAUUUGGCCUUGAGUUAGAUACUCUGAAAGUUAAAGAGCAUGAAACUGGACAGGUUCAUAUUGUGAAUUUCCAACAAGAAAAUUCCAUUCCGGAACCAACAUCUUCCAAUGAUGAACCUUGUAGGGCCUCAACUUUCAGCACUUUGCCAGAAGGAGAAAAGAACAGAAUUGAGCAAAUCCUGUUUCUUCUUGACAAGUUCUGUGUAGGAGAUAACUUUUACCACAAACAAUCAAUGAUGGUUGAUGGCCUACCAAGGUCAUAUUUGGUAAAGCAAUGCCACCAAGAUUUAAACAACAUGUGUGACCUAGAAGGAUUGAAAGGCAAGUUCCCUGGAGCAAAAGUCAGUUCAGUGGAAAAUCUAUUAGCAGAUCAUAUUGCAGACUAUAUAAACAAAAAUAUGGGUUUUUGUACAGAGACUGGUUCUAUUCGAAUUAAAAUCAGUGGUGAUGGGGCAAAAAUGACAAAUAAUUCUAAUCAUUUGCCAUUUUGCAAACUGGUGAAAGUGUUAUGUCAGCUAAGGGAAACAGAACAAUUGGAAUUGUAA